This is a messenger RNA of Aspergillus puulaauensis, 2043 nucleotides long. Its product is annotated as putative meiosis protein MEI2. The record is from RefSeq and is a predicted model, not a curated record. The transcript is spliced from 14 exons. Gene Ontology annotation, molecular function: RNA binding. Bases 1 to 2043 code for a protein of 680 amino acids. NCBI's taxonomy places the organism in Eukaryota, Fungi, Ascomycota, Eurotiomycetes, Eurotiales, Aspergillaceae.
AUGAGAGGGACUAACUCUCCUCGCGGGUUGAGCAGCCCUAGUUCCACUGAUGGGGUGGCUUCUCCCAAUGGGUCACCAGACACGAAACUCACUGCAUUCUCGCCAGAAGAUGUGCGAUCCAAAGCAUUUUCCGAUUCGAGUGCCUGGGGUCCAUUCGAUGAUUGGACUGGCUUCAAGCAGUUCUUCUCGACAGCUUCUUCAGAUCCGUUUCUUGUCCCAAAUAACGUGCCCAACCGGCCACAGCUCUCUCCAACAGCUGCAAGCUUCACACCAAUCGGAGUGGCUGAUGUUGUGGGCGCCAACCGAGUUCAUUUGAAGACCAAAGACCUAUCCUCAAGUGAAAUCUGCCUCCUCGCGGCCAGUUCUGAUGUCGACCCUGGUGCGGCUGAAGCCCUACCAAAUAGCCGUCUCGAACGGCCUGUGUCAGCUUAUGGAGCCAUUGGAAGCGAUAGAAUUCAUAGGGACUACAUCUCCCUCAGUCCGACCCGGAGCAAGUAUGAGCCAGAAGGACCUCUUCGGGCUUUACUUAUAGAGAAUGUUCCAAAUAACCUAACGUAUAUGUCACUUGCUGGAUUUUUCAAUCGUCGUGAAUUCACAUCCCUCAGAGGUCCUAUACUUUCCGAGCUAAGCUCCAUGGGCAAGGUAUAUGUUUCCUUCACCGAUUGCCGUGAAACUAAGAAGGCAAUUGAAAAGGUUCGCCUCCUCCGGCCAGAAUGGCGAGUCUUUUCUCUCACUCCCAAAGAGUACGUACAACAUCUAGACCCAGCCCUUCUUUCCCAGACGUCGGAUUACGAGGGCCAGCUGCUCGCCACUGUUUAUUACGACAGCCGCAACCCGAGGUUAAAUCAACGUACAGUGGCUCGAUCGUUAGAGACACUUGCCAUGACUUUCGGGGAUAUCAAGACCUUUACUGCGUCACCUUCUGGCCAGGAAAACAUUGCCGAGUUUCACAUAGAGUAUUUCAACAUCCGUGAUGCCGAAAAUGUUAUGACAACACUCAACGGCACCUCCGUGGACGAUUGUGUCGUUGAGGUUUCGCUAUUUAGGCCUGAUGUGGAGAGUGAAACGCAUCCGUCUCCCCACAGCCCGUGCUCCAUGAAAGGGAGCGUGUCCUGCCUUGAUGCUCCUCAUCAAGAAGAUGCAUCGUGGACUUCACCCCAGCACAAUCAUGCUCCUUACAUGGAACUAAGCCCUACAGGUCGCUCAACAAUACCCCCAGGUGAACAUGCUGGAUUGAUGGAUUGGAUGACUCGAGCAGGCGAAAGGAUUUUGCCGUCUCCUCGCCGCGAAAUUACUCGCUACCCCGAUAUACGCCUGAGCAACCAGAAUGCGGUAGAUGUCGAGCGCAUUCGCCUCGGUUUAGAUGUGCGCACCACCAUCAUGCUGCGGAACAUCCCCAACAAGAUUGAUCAGGCCAUGCUUAAAGCUAUUGUCGAUGAGACAAGCGCCGGAAAAUAUGACUUCAUGUAUUUGCGUAUUGAUUUUGCAAAUAAUUGCAAUGUUGGCUAUGCUUUCAUCAACUUCGAGGAUCCAAUCGAUAUAAUCGAUUUUGUUAAAGCACGAGCAGGGCGUACCUGGAACUGUUUUAACAGUGAUAAAGUUGCAGAGGUCUCAUACGCAACCAUUCAGGGCAAGGAUUGCCUUGUACAAAAGUUCCGCAAUAGUUCCGUGAUGCUUGAGCACCCGUCAUUUCGCCCCAAGAUCUUUCAUACCGGCCCUGGGCCUCUUGCGGGGAGGGAGGAUCGCUUUCCUGGCCCAGAUAACCCUUCGAAGAUGCGCCGUAGUAUCGAGAACGCGGAACAUGUUGGUCUGUUUGCCCCACGAGUUGGACAGCAGUAUCGAGACGAGCAACGUCGCCGUCGUUCCCAAUUCGACCGUGGAACAACUGCUGCGGAGCGUGAAAUAGUAUAUGUUCGGACUCUCGCUCCUCGGCGCCCCCUAGGUGCAGUUGGUAACGGUUUGAAAAGCGCUCCUUGCACCUACCCUGGGAUGAAAAUGUGGUAUGAUUCGGAUAUCUCUGACCAAGGCCCCAAGACAUCUUAG